UUGGUGAACGUUUUCCGUGUAAGAUGUAGUGCGAAGCGUUUAACGGCAAUUUUAGUUAGAGCUGAUGCUUUUUUUUCGUUCAUUUUCAAAUUCAUUUUUGUUCGGUUCAUUGUUUUUGUGUGGAGUUAAGUUUUAUGGUACUUGAAAUAUUUUUUUUGUGAAUAUUUUAAACAGAAGAUGUGGCUGUGAUAUGCGAAAAUUUCAAUUAAUCACGCAUUGAUUGAAAUUGUUUCAUUCACUCUGGAAGUAUCAAUCUCGGGCAGUUUUUUUCCACACCAAUCAAUUUGUGUCGUUUGAAUUUCCAACAAAAGUACGCGAGUUUAGUUUCGAUGCCGAAAAAAAUGUUCAAAACAAAACAUGCAUUUCCUCUAGAAAGUGAUCUCUAUCUCGACUGUCAGUUCAAAGAAUGAAAACUUGAAAUUAAAACUAAAGGAUUUAACUCACGAAAAAAAAUGUAUCUCUGGCUCAUGCCCGGAAUUCCAAAACUAUUGAACGAAGUUAACAUUUGUUCCGAUGGAAAAUGCCAAAUUAAACAAUUAUACGCAAUCAGGCAAUUUAUCACUUUUGAUAGAAAUAUUCCAUGUUAAUUUGGUUUCUCGAGUGACGGUAGCCCAAUUAUACGUAAUUGCUGCUUGUACGGAAUCUAGAUUAAAGCGAUUAUGCAGAUUGAUCGCUUGAGAUGGAGAUAAAAUUGCAUUUUCCCUUGUCGUUGGCAAACGUGUGGGUGACUCAAAACGCAAUUCAUAACUCAUAUAUAUGUGUAUGUGAACAUUGACAGGCGACAGAAUCAUUUUUUUUCUACUUUGUAUUCAUGUUUAUAAAUGAAACGAAGAUUUCGGGUUCGAAAAAGCAAUUUACAAUGAUUUAAAAGAUCACUCUCGUCAAUAUAUAUCAAUUCAAAGUGCCUCUGAUCACACGAGAUAAAAUAGCAAGUAGUCGGGAAAGUAAGCGUUUUUUGUGAGUGAAACUGAGCUAUUUUUAUGAUGUGUGUAUUUCGGAUUCGUUUGUAAGUUUUCAUCAUGUCACAUAUUCGCGCAUGCCAUCGAAAUGACAUGAAAAGACAGAGCUGAUUUAAUGAGUGAACGGGUCGGAGAAUCCCAUAAAAUACCAUUUUAAUGGCAUCUUUUUUUUCGUUCUUUUGGAAUGGUUUGCAUAUGAGUCGGAUGUAGCGUCUGGUCUGAGAAUAGAACUGAGAUCGAUGGUCGAUUGGGCAUACAAAAAUACAUUUCCAUUUUUCUCCUUCUUUCAGUCACACUUGUAGCCGUAAAAAAAUAAUCAGACAAACUGUCAACCACAUUUUUUGUUUCUCCUCUCAAUCACCCGAAUGAUUAAAGUGCAAUAGAAAUGAAGCAAACUGAGGAAUACAGCAACAUAUCAAUAAAAGAAAAAUUUAAGUGUCAAUAAAAGUAAAACGAACUAGAAUACGAUUUUAAACAUAAGUGAGACCAUAAAAUGCGAUUGGUUAGACUCCAUGAAAAAUUGUGUUGACGCCAGUGAAAAAAGCAAGAGAAAACAACGGUUUAAGGCGGGAAGAAUAUGGUGAAAAAGAGCGAGUAAAUAGAAACGUAAUCAAAUAGGCAAUAACAACGAUCAAAGAAAUUCAUAAAAUCCGCAGAUCUUUCGAAAACGUACAACACUUUGCCUCUAAUUGGAGUCAAUAAUAAUCACAGAGUUAAAACGAUCGAGAGAGAGAGAGAGAGAGAGAGAGAGAGAGAGAGAGAGAGAGAGAGAGAGAGAGAGAGAGAGAGAGAGUGAAAAAAACAACCUCUUUAAGAAUUGACACAUUGCACAGAAUAAUAAUAUAAUCAGAAUCACUUCGGAUCGAUUCAGUGGACACUCAUUUUUCGAACAAUUUUCGAACACAUACAAUCGCACAAAAAGCAACACACACCAAAAAUAAAAUGAAAAUAGACUCCAGUCCAAGAGUAAAUAAACACGAAAAAACAUUCACACAAACAUCAAAUAACGCACAUAAUAAUCAUUAAUUCUGUGCAUGCAGUUUGAGACACAGGCCAAUAACGUCAGCAGCAACAACGACGACGACGAAAACAGCCACACGAAAAGAGAUUCUGGUGCGCAAAAGUCAUCGUUGAUUUCACAUGCUAAAUAAACGCGGUCGCAAUCGAAAUUUAUUAUCUGGUACCGAGCGGGCGCACAAGUUGGCAUUUAUAUGCGCGACCGGCAAAACAAAAAAAUUUACAUCGAAACACUUAGUGAGUGCGAGAGACUUACGGCGUUUGAUACACACCACACCAAACCACAAACACCGAUUGAGACGUAAGUGUGUGGCAACAGAAGAAAUAUAAACUCAACUGGUGUGAAACUGAUCAUUAAUAAAAAUUAAGCAGUUAAUUUCUUGCCUGGUGGAUAUUAUGUAUGUAAAUUGCAUCUAUAAACAUCGUUAAGUGAAUUGCGAAUGAUUAAUAAAUCGGAACGCACUACACGAAAUCAAAUAUGAAUAGAGAAUGACGGAUGGUUUAUUGUACGUCGUUGUCGGUAGUGUUUGUUUUUAUUUUGUUCAUUUCGAUCUUUCUCAUUCUCUCGCGGUUUUUUCUUCGGUAUAUCGCAAACCGCAUCACGAAAAUUCGUUCACAUCACCAAAAGAUGUGCACAUAAAUUGGGCUCAUAUGGUGUGAAAUUGACUUUUUAGAAUCGCUCGCAUCGUUCAUCAUAAGCAUGUGUAUCAAGUGUUGUUGUUCGUGAAAUAUGCUGUUUUUUUCUACAGACCUGUCACUCAAGAACAUUGCAAGAUUUUCGUUAUUGAGUUCAAGUAGCGAAUGAACAACUUGAUCUGAAGAGUUGUUGCGAGUCAAAAAGUUCUGUUGAAGUGAAUCGUCUUCAAAAGUAGACACAGGAAAAGAAAGAAAUGACGUGGAUAAAUAAUCAAGACUCGAAAAUGGUUGUGCUCACAUUUCAAUUGCUCGUUGUGUUUUACGUAAUCAACGGUCAUUACGCGUAUAGAGACUACUUAUCGGAUGAUGCAAAUGAAUAUCGACAAGAAUCAAAUCCGAAUUCCAGUCAAUUUGGCUCGAAUGAAGCACCCGGUAAGCAACAACUUUCUUUUUCAUAUUUUCGAACAUUUUCCGAUUAAUCAAUAUUCCCAAGGAAAUUGAAUCAAACUGCUCGAAAUUGGUGGCCCAUUAGCUAAAUUGCUUUGAAAUAGUGUGAUGUUAAUCCUCGUCGUUGACAUGUGCCGUUAACAUUUUAUCAACGGUAUUCAUUUUAGAAUGAAAAUUCAAUUUCACCGCAUCGAUUUUGUGAAUGACGGUAAAUAAUAAACCACUUUCAAGUGACCAAUGGAUAAUAGUCUAUAACAUUGCUGCUGGAUAAGUUUCAGUUUUUGUGCAUCAAGCAAUAAGGGAAAAUCGGUUGUCCAUCAAAACAAAAAAAGAACAAUGAAACUUUCCGAUAGUUUUGAAAUGCAUAACACGAUGAUAGUCCAACUAUCUAAAUGGAUCGUAAAUUUUUAAUGUGCUUCCGUUCACCACAUACAAUCUAGCUAAGAAUAAAUGUAUCUUCGUUCUUUGUUUUAUCACCAUUUUUACGGUCAAAGAACGAACCAUUUCGAUAGUACGUAUUUGUUAAGGCGAACAAUUAAAGUGACUCAUUUAUUUUUGGGCACAUGUCUUCAAGUAAGCAAGAAUUGCGGUCACAAUGCACUAUUCUUGUAAUCGGCCGUAUCACUAUUGUUUUAUUGAAGAUACACCAAUUGUGGCGAAGGGUGAAUUGAAAUCGAUACAAUACCUGAAUGGAUCGACAUAAUCACCUCUAUUGAAACGACUAAAUUAUUACUUAUGCCACAGAUAUGAACCGUUUAUGCUGUUCUUUUUGCUGUGGGGGAGUGACGCGAUGCAAUAGAGAACACAACUGAAUAUUUCAAACAUGAAUCGAUUGCAGCAAUAUGAAUUUUAUUUUUAAACAAAUGAGUUCAAGUAGUUACUGAAGUUAGUCAAAUGAAUAUGGUGCGAUGACAACGGGUAUCUAUUUGACACUCAUUGUAUUGAAAGUGUGUCGGCGAUGAUAGCGUCAAGUAGAAUAUACCUACGACAUGUAUGCGAUUGAGGCGUAAAAAAUUCAAGAUGACCACAUGAAUUCGUAACAAAAGCAUAAUAGACCCGCGCAGAAUACAAUAACAAGCGAACGAUGAUAAUGGCAGAUGACACAGUUUCAUUUAAAAAUUUAAAAUGUAUUGAGAAUGAAUGCAUAUCAUCGAAAAUGCUCUCAUUUUCAAAAAAACUACUCUGUAUUUUCAAUUGAAGAUUGUCGUCCAGUUUGAUCGCAAAUAUUCACGUUAGUCGACUCUAAUGUGCGUAGCGCAUUGUAUUGUAAAUUAUUGAUGACGUGCAUCCCAGUCGAAGACUACAGCUAUAGGCGAACGAAGCGAAAAUGCCCUCAUAUCCUCAAUUAUGUUCAAUAAAAGUUGUCUGGCCAUUGUUUCAGUAUCACUAAGUAGUGGUAUUUACUAAAUGACAACCAUACGGAAUUGCUCGAACGGAUUAGUUCGAGGAGCAAAAUAUGAAUUAAUAAAAGACAGUAGAAUUAUUUCUGAGGGGCUCUUGACGAAUGCAAGCAAAUUGCUUCCUACGAAUGAAAAUUGUAGUGUUAGAGUCCAUCGUUUGAUUUCAAUUGAAUCAAUUAACGAAUUUCAUGCGACUGAGUCAGUUUCUAGCACAAUCAAAAUUACAGAAGCUGAGAAAAAAACUCUCAGCUGCAAAACAACAUGAAAGAAUGUGUGUUCUCGAAGCACUUCAAUUUCAUUGCUGUUCGCUUUUUUGCGGUAAGCAUUUCCGAGCCUAUGAUCUCAUAGAAUUAAAUCGUUUGCUUUAAAAUGCAUUUCCGUCCUUUCAGCCGUUCUGUCGAGAAUUUCAAUGUGCUACUCUUCCGAUUCAAAGUGUUAAGCUAAGUCUUAACACUUGCCUCAUUCCAUGAGACGCAAAAUAAACAUUAAACGAUUUUUCAACUCGGCACGAUGUCGAUGGAAUUCAAUCGUAAAUCCGUCGAAUGGAAGGAGAAAAAGUCAAAAAUAUAAAUGAGCAAAUGUCAAAUUAAUGCCACUUAAUAAUAUUCAUCACGUAGCAGCGGUCGUCAGUUUUAGUCGUUUACCACAUCAUUGAAUAUUAUUUAAACAAAUUUAUGCAUUUGGAGACCAAAUAAAAGAAUAGACUGAGUCAAACGAAAAAAAAGAAAAGACCAAGAAAAGAAAUAUAAAAUGCUUUGUGCAUUCACUUGAAAAAAAAAUCUACAACGCACACGAAACUAAAAAAAAAAAACAAAAUUAUUAUUGUCGAAUCGGUCGUUUUAAUAAACACAACACGAACGCAUGGAGAAAGAGAGAAAAAAUCCAGUUGAGAUAUUAAGACCACUGAUGAAGACAAAACAAACUGAGAGAUAGAAAGAGAAUGACGAAUACACACAAACCGAUUGAGCGGAGAGGGAGGACACACUCUCAACGGAAUAAUAAGAGAAUCACGCACAAUCGAUGGAUUGUAUGUUUGAUUGUUAUCAGCGCAAGCAGUUUGUGAACAUGAAAAUGAUGCCAAGUAAUUUGACUCGAAUAAAAUGAAAAAUGAUCGAAGACAAAGUGGCAAAGGCUAUCUCUCGCAUACACACAUACACACGAGCUCACACAAUUGCAACAGCCUGAAUAUUGUGAUGUCGUUGUCGUUUCUUGCGAUUUGUCGUUAAAUUUAUAGUAAAAAUUUAUUGUAUAACUGUUUCUAAAUCAUUCAGUCAGUGUUGAAACCAGCCAAAUGACCUGUGUGCAAGCGGGAGGUGUUGGACAAGUAACGUUUCAAGUAUCAUAUUUCAUCCGUACAUAUGCAAAAGAGCGCGCGAUAUGUGUUUUGUUUGUAUGUUUCCUUUGUGAACGAUGAAAUUUGAUGUGAAUUUCCUGCACUCAACAACAUCAUCAACAUCGAAUGGAUAAUUUAUUUAUACAUUUUCAAUCAACAUUGGACUGAUCGGUUAUUGAUCUUUCGACGAAAUAUUUGGCGACGGUGAGAAUAUCAUUUUUGUUGGACUUGAUUAUAGUCAAAACGACAAUGGUCACUCGUCGAGAAUCUAAACGUGUUGGAAACUUCGUAUACCUGCAUUCAACUAAAUGUGGGCCUCAUUUUUGUGACCGGAACUGGUGUAAAAUCGAGUUUUUUUUUGCCAAAAAAAUGCAAUUGUUUUUUGCUAAUGCGUUUUGUCAAAAACGUCAUACACUCUAGUUACGUACGAUUUUUUGUACUUUCUCUUUUUCUUACACACAUUUCGUUGCGCCACAAAAUACCAAAUUUUCCUCGCUAAAAGCAUUCUCAAAAAUGGGUUUCAAAUCAGAAACGCUGAGUAAAUUUGCGCCAUAAAGAAAUUAUGCGUCGCAUUAAUUGAUAUUUGCCUUUGAAGUUGCGCACUCUAAUGUAUAAUUAUUGCCUUGAAUCUGGUCGCUUUGAAGUUGUUGCCAACUCUUGUUCUCUGUGUAUAUUUUUCUCUCUAUCUAUUGUAUAUUUGGUGGCGAAUGGAAAAAUAAACUCGUUUUAUAUUUUGUUGCGCUGGACGCAAUCGUAAACGAAAGAAAAAAAAACCGUCGUUUUGCUUGUCAUUAUUUGACAAGCUGUUGAUCAAAGACGGUGGAAAAACAAACAAUAAUUAUUUGUUGUAUUUUGAUCCUGUUGUCAUCAGCUGUGACAGUGUUUGUUUGAAAUGACUUCACUAAUUUGAUUCUUUAGAAGCCCGAGAAUCGUUUGAUUUGUAUCUAUUUGUAGGUUGGUGCGAUGCGUCUGCUGUUUACUCUAUAGCGAUCGUUUUUUGUCUGCUUCGAAGAUAAAAAAUAAAUAGUAAACUAAUCUUCAAAUAUUUGAACAACGCGCAAUACACGGUGACAGAUGCCAGAGCAUGUCGUGUACAUAUCCGAUCCGUCGGGUGCAAAUGAUACAUUAUCCAGAUUUGUUCAGCUGUUGCAAGAUCUCAUUUGGAUCGUGUCGUUCGUCUUGCGAAAACUUAUCUCUGGUGCAAUUGGCAACGACGAGCAUCAAUGGAAAAGAUGCUGGAUUAACAGAAUUGCGUCACAAUUGUCCAUCGGUACAAACAGACUUUUGGCAAUGCAUGAACCGCACUUUGCAUGCCGUACAUCGGGGUUCGGCGUGGUCGGGGCGCAUGUGUUGCCAGCAUGCCAUAACAGUUACAUGUCAAAAUACAUGCGCUAUAUCAAUGAGCAGUCAAGACACAGUGUGUCGUCGAAGUGAUGAACAAACAUUAUUUGAUUGUUUCGAACGUCAAGAGCAGGGCGAUAACUGUUGCGGCAAUGCAAGAUCUUCGGAAUGUCUGCAAGCAUGUCGCGACAUAUUCCAGAGUCAGAAAACGGCUACAAAAGAGCAACGACGAUUGGUAGAGCAUGCUUGCAACGAUAACAAUACCAAUUUGAAGGUGCUGAACUGUGUAAGGGAAAUUAUGGAUGUGACACCAGUUGAAAACCCACGACAAUAUAUACCUUGUUGUGGUCAUUCCCGUUCACCGAUCUGUCGAGAGACGUGCAAAAAUAUUCUGGAGAUUGGUGAAACAAUGCAGGAGAUCAUUGAUACAUUAUCAAAAGGAGGUUGUGGGCCUCCAUUGCCACACGAACCACUAUGGCAGUGUUUUCUUUCGGGUAACCAUCAUCCAUCGCAUUCAUCUUUACCCGAUGGAACGAUGAUCUCUCAAAUAAAUCAAAUCGGCAUCGAUUCGGCGAAGUUGCAUUGCUGUCACAAAGCGUUGUCACCAAAGUGCCGCCGUCUUUGUUCGCAAACAUUUUCAAACGAUUGGACGGAGACACGCAGCGAUUUCGAAAAUGAUUGCUAUUCGGAAUUGAAUGAAAUUUCGUUGAGGCAAUGUUUGGAUGAAGUUGAUGAACCCUGUGAAUUGGGCUGUGACGCUCUCUCAUUUUGCACAAAUUUCAACAAUCGUCCAACGGAGCUCUUCAGAAGCUGCAAUUCCAAUGCUGAUUAUGCUGCUCAAGCUGAUAUGGUACUUUGGAGAGAUAACCAAGCACUCACAUUGCCUGGAUUAAUUCUACCCAUAAAAGACAUAGAUAAAUGCGAACCAGGAGUUUGGCAAGCAAUUGCAUGCAUUUUACAAAUCAAACCAUGUUCACGCACCAAACAUACCACUCAAAUUUGUCGCGAAGAUUGUUAUGAUUUGCUAGACAAAUGCAUAGACUGGACACGAAUGGAAACAAGACACACGCCCGAGUCAGUUUGUUCAAAAUUUUCCGUUGAUUCUGAUAACACAUCGUCACCAUGUAUCUCACUCAAACCGUACCUGGAACCGAGUGAUGUGCCACAAAGUAGUUGGCCGGCAGCAAAUCAUCAAAUCAUCUCACCUUGUCGCGGACAUACAUGCAAUGCAACCGAAGUGUGUGUACCGGAUAACAAGCGUGAUCAUCACAGUGUUACGGUAUCAACGACAUUUCGUUGUGUUCCUGGUUGUCCACUGGGUGAAACAUCAUCGUAUCUAGUCCCAAUCGGAGCAUAUGCUCGUAUUCCGGUAUCGAUGAAGCAGAAAGGAUGUUUCAAAGUGUGUCGUUGCAUGGCUAACGGCCGAUUGGACGAUUGUCAACCAAUACCAUGCAUGACUUAUGAUUCGUGUAAAUUGGGCGAUAGGCAAAUCGAACAUGGCACUUGGUUUCAUGUGGAGUGUAAUAUUUGCAGUUGCUUUGCCGGUGAUAUAACAUGCACAAAGAAACAGUGUCGAAUGCCAGGCAUUCCCGAGCAUUCGAACCACUAUACAAGCUUACCGUGUAACUGCGCUCCUCAUCAUGUGCCCGUUUGCGGUCGAAACGGGUAUACAUAUCCAUCGGAAUGUGUAUCGAAAUGCUCCGGUCUUCAAGUGGCCGAUAUUGAGUUUCGGUCAUGUCGCGAUAACAAUCCGUGUCGCGAUGCCAAGUGUCCCGGCUAUUCGCAAUGCGUUGAAAAUAGACAAGUUUGCUUAUCAGUUAUGCAAAGACCAUGUCGACAGUACCAAUGCAUCAACACAACAUCAAACUGUCGUGCUGGAGAUAAACCUGUCUGCAGUGUGGAAGGUCAAACAUACGCAUCAAUGUGUCACAUGGUGAAAGCAAAGGCAACACUUGCGUAUACGGGCAGAUGUAUCGAUAGUUGUCGCAAAACUCGUGUUUGUGGAAUAAACGGCAUUAGUUAUAGAAGUGAAUGCGAAGCGUGGAGCGAUUACUCUAUUGCGGACUAUGAUGGUGAAUGUCGUGAAAUUGGUCUAUUGACAAAUACAUUGGGCCCACGUUGUGCUUCGGUCAAAUGCAAUUUUAAUAUGAAAUGCGCUGAGGGUGCUAUUAUUCCACCUGGUGCCUGUUGCCCUGUUUGUGGUGGAGCCGUUCGGAUUAUCUAUUCUCGGAAGCAAAUCGAUCGAGUAUUAUUCACUCUGAAAGGCAAAAAUACCGAUUUACUCACAUUGAAUGGCAUCUUACGUGCACUGGAUAAUCUGAUUCAAGUGGCUCAUUGUCGAGUCAGCGGCUACCUAACGAUCGAAGCUGAUAUUUUCAUAAUUGUUCACACCAUCGGACCCAAUUUAUCUCAAUUACAACAUGAAGCCUGUGUUCGCGAAGCAGAAAAAAUAGCCACAUUGAUCGAUACUCAGAGCCACCGGAUCACAAGCGACCUUGCGCUGAGUGCAUUGACGGUGGCCAAUGUUGUACGACCACAAGAUAUAGAUCUACAAAUUAGUUCAUCUAGCACAUGUCAUUCAUACUUAACUGUUUUAACGAUAGCUCUAUCGAUAGUGUUUCAAAGAAUUUACUCUUUUUAGUAUAUUUUACCCAUAAAUUUCAUCGAUUCAAAUGAUUAGCCGAAGUCAAUUAGUAAAUGUUCGUACCAAAAUGUGCCAAAAAAAAUGCAAAAAUAUCGUAUAAGACGUUUAGUUGUUAGAAACCAGAGUACGUGAAUUCAAAGUGUCAAUAAUAUCAAGUAGUUUUCUUUUCGGUCAUAUCGCUUGAAUAUUUGAAUGAAAAUAUAGCGAGAUCUACAGAAAUUAAACAUUAGACAUUUCAAUUGAGUAUAAGUUCUAUAUGGCAUAACUUAAUCGAUAGCAAAUAAUUCUCUUCGGACUGUUUAUAGCUAGUUCGUACAUUAAGCAAGUAGUAAUGUUGUCAGUGUACAGUACCUGUGAUAAAAUUAAGUUAUAUUACACAUCAUCGAAUUAGACAAUUAGCAACAUUUCUUCAUUGAGUGUUGAAAUUUAGCCCAAAGAAUAGUGCGUGCUUUAUCUUUUCACAAAAAAAAACCUAUAUAUAAAACCUCUUGAGGAAUCAAUAAACAAUUCAAUCAUUUAUUUUAGUCAAUUCAAA
This is a messenger RNA of Sitodiplosis mosellana (orange wheat blossom midge), 10312 nucleotides long. RefSeq names its product reversion-inducing cysteine-rich protein with Kazal motifs (gene Reck). Gene Ontology annotation, biological process: extracellular matrix organization. The record is from RefSeq and is a predicted model, not a curated record. Lineage: Eukaryota; Metazoa; Arthropoda; Insecta; Diptera; Cecidomyiidae. Gene Ontology annotation, molecular function: metalloendopeptidase inhibitor activity; protein binding. Gene Ontology annotation, cellular component: plasma membrane. The coding region runs from base 6877 to 9774 and encodes 965 amino acids. The transcript is spliced from 9 exons.